Messenger RNA from Durusdinium trenchii, 1825 nucleotides. The record is from the annotation of a GenBank genome assembly. NCBI's taxonomy places the organism in Eukaryota, Dinophyceae, Suessiales, Symbiodiniaceae.
AGACUGCUAUGCUACACUUGUUCGCUCCUCAGCAGCUGCCAUGAGGGUUGCGGCAAGAUGCUUGCAGCAGAGAUUCUCAAGUCGAUCGACUACGGUGUGCCCCAUCUGGUGGCAACAAGGAUGGUCCCGGCAACGAGCUGGCAGCGUGGCAGAAGCCGAGUUGUUGGCACCGCUAGGGGAGUUGCUGAUGCCCAACACGCCAAUCUUGGAGCUUUUCCGGAGCUUCCCAUCGCCACCAGGGUGGGCUGGACACUACUUGGAACCGGAUUUGACAGCUCAUGGGGUGUUGAAGAGCCAACAAGCUGCGUUGUUCAUAGAAUACGAUGGUUACUGGCGGCAUGGUGAAAAGGCUGGCAUUGACAUGGACCAGUUGAAGAACGCGGCUUUGUUGGACUUUGCCCCCACUGGUUCCAAAGUCAUUCGCAUCAGCCACACUCCAUACAAAUCUGUGAAAUUUCAGUCUGAUAAAGCCAUUCUUCAGAUUUGCGUGGACGUGUGGCGGCAAGGUGAUUCCAAGAGACGUUCAGACGCCCUUCACGGAGUCUUGGAACAGAUGCUUGAUGCAUUUCAGGAGGUGUUAGACCCGAAGACUCUGAGGCAGUUGCAGAUGCAGAGGGACACGGGUACAAUACAUGUAUCGAACUUUGCCCGGAGCGUUGCUGAAGCAGCAGCUAUGGCAAGAGGUCGAAACUCAGUCAAGGAGAUCUCAGCUUUCUUGGAUGGUGAAGGUUUCUCCAGAAAGAAUGUAGACCUGAUGCUGAAGGGACCCUUGUCAGGCUGUCGAUGCAUCCAGACAAACCUGCAGCCAAAGUUGAAGUGGCUGCGGCAACUAGGCUUAAGCCACGAACAAGUUGCGAAGGCUGUGACCAUUUGCCCUGCAAUCCUUGGAUACAGCGUCGAGCAGAACUUGAAGCCGACUGUCCAGUGGCUGCUAGGUUUGGGUUUGAACAAGACUCAAGUUGCCAAGGCUGUGGCCACAUUCCCUGCAAUCCUUGGAUGCAGCAUCGAGCAGAACUUGAAGCCGACGAUCCAGUGGCUGCUAGGUUUGGGUUUGAACAAGACUCAAGUUGCGAAGGCUGUGGCCUGCAAACCUCAGGUUCUUGGAUUUAGCAUCCAGGAGAACUUGAAGCCGACUGUCCAGUGGCUGCUAGGUUUGGGUUUGAACAAGACUCAAGUUGCCAAGGCUGUGGCCUGCAAACCUCAGGUUCUUGGAUAUAGCAUCAAGCAGAACUUGAAACCGACUGCCCAGUGGUUGUUGGAUUUGGGUUUGAGCAAGUCUCAAGUUGCCAAGGUUGUUGCCGCCUUCCCUGCAAUCCUUGGAUAUAGCAUCGAGCAGAACUUGAAGCCAACAAUCCAGUGGCUGUUAGAUGUAGGCCUUAGCAAGAGUGGAGUCGCAUCAGCAGUCGCCAGCUUUCCAAACUUUUUAGGCCUCAGCAUUGACAAGAGUCUGCAGCCCAAGUAUUCUUUGCUUGUAGCAGCCUUUGGACCCACUGGAGCUGGACAGUUCAUUGCCAGAAACCCUAGAAUCCUGAGUUACAGCCAGCGGCGACUGAAUGAGCGGCUGAGUGUUCUUGCCAACCGCAACGAAACUGAGAAAUUGGCAAGCGUAAUGAGCCUUACGAUGCCAGCCUUCGAGAAACGCUUUUCACGCUGAUGUUUGCUUCGAAGAUCACUGUUACAGUCAUUGUAUCAAUUUCAUUGAAGAUCACCGUUGUGCAUUUAUCCUCCAGUGAGGCUUUACUUGAACUGUUUGGGUCCUUGAUGAGUGACGUGGACUGAUUCUUCGAGCCUAAAAGAUCGAUACAGCAGCAACGUGAUGUUGUGC